Drechmeria coniospora is the source of this 1548-nucleotide messenger RNA. RefSeq lists its product as uncharacterized. NCBI's taxonomy places the organism in Eukaryota, Fungi, Ascomycota, Sordariomycetes, Hypocreales, Ophiocordycipitaceae. Gene Ontology annotation, biological process: endosome to lysosome transport; protein modification process; protein transport. Gene Ontology annotation, cellular component: ESCRT I complex. Gene Ontology annotation, molecular function: ubiquitin binding. The transcript has 3 exons. The record is from RefSeq and is a predicted model, not a curated record. Bases 1 to 1548 code for a protein of 515 amino acids.
AUGCCCGUUCCACAACACGUCUUGAACUGGCUCUACAGCGUCUUGACGAGCGUCCGUACCACCACCCUCUUCGAACCUGUCCUCGCUCCUCUCCUAAUGAUGGCCCAGGAAUACCGUGAUGUAAAUCGGACCUACAACGACGUUGCCCGCGUCCUCGGCCGCUUCAGCAGCCUCACGCCCCGAACCGACGUCCACACGUUCCCCAACGGCACCAGCGCGCUGCUCGUCCACAUCUCCGGCACCAUACCCGUCAUCUUUCGAGGCAGCACCUACCGCUUCCCGCUGUCGAUAUGGGUGCCGCAUGCGUACCCCCGCGAGCCGCCCAUCCUCUACGUAACGCCGACAGAGACCAUGACGGUUCGCCCGGGACAGCACGUCGACCUCCAAGGUCAAAUCUACCACCCCUACCUCAAGUCCACCAUCGAAGACUUUCUCUCCGUCCUCUCCGACGUCUUUGCCAAGGAACCGCCCGUCAUCGCUCGACAAGCUGCCACUCGGCCGGCGCAAAUCGUCCAGCCGACGCCGACGCCACCUCCGCUACCGCCUCUGCCUCCCGAGAUGACCGCAUCACCCGAUCGCCAACCUCCCCACAGCCGGGGUGAGGUCCCGCCUCGACCGCCGCCGAAACCUCACGACGACCUUCCGUCCUCCUCUCCGACGUCACAUGCCCAGCAGGCAUCGCAGCCGUCUCGAUACGAAUCUGCUCCGCCGCUGCCCUCACAGGACCGUGCACUGGCUCCUGUCGGUCAACACCCGCCUCCUCUGCGGCCACAUCCGCAAGCACAGCCGCCUCCUCCCGAGCAGCGUGCAGGCCAGCAGCCGAUGCAUCCUCGGCCGCCCUCGCCAUCUGGCAACCAGCACCCACCAACCCAUUUUCCUCAAGGACAAUGGCAACCACAAGCGCCGGUCCCGCCGUGGAACGAGGGCGGCAACGGGCCAGCGGCGAGCCGGACGGAGGCUCGACCUGCCCCGCCGCCGCCAAACAUCCUCGAUGAGCCGCUGGCGCCCGAGGUAGCGUCCGACGCGGCUGCGGCGGCGCCACCCAUCCCUCCGAACCCGGAAAAGGACGCGCUUCUGAUGCAGCUCGGCCAGACGUUGGCGUCGAUGCGUCAGCGCACGCGCCAGCAGAACGAGUCGAGCAUGGCCGGCUUAAAGGCCCAACGGACGGCGAUGCAGGAGGCGAUGGCUGCUCUGCAGUCCGAAACGGGCCAGCUCUCGCAGCUGUCCAAGAUGCUGGCCUCGAACACGAGCAUCCUGCAUGAAGCCAUGCGAAAGGCGGACGACGUGAUUGAGAGCUCCAAGAACCACCCACUGCCCGACAUUGACGAGUUGCUGGUGGCGCCGACCGUCGUCUCGAACCAGCUGUACAAUCUGGUGGCGGAAGAAAGGGCGCUGGGGGACGCAAUCUUCAUGCUCGGACGAGCUGUCGAGCGCGGACGUAUCUCGGCCGCCGUCUUUGCCAAGAUGACGAGGACCCUCGCUCGGGAGUGGUAUCUCAAGAAGGCCCUCGUGAGAAAGAUUGGACAAGGGAUGGGUUUGGCAUGGUGA